This is a messenger RNA of Aptenodytes forsteri (emperor penguin), 1194 nucleotides long. It is a transcript of the gene DCAF7, whose product is annotated as DDB1 and CUL4 associated factor 7. The record is from RefSeq and is a predicted model, not a curated record. Gene Ontology annotation, cellular component: nucleus. Lineage: Eukaryota; Metazoa; Chordata; Aves; Sphenisciformes; Spheniscidae. Gene Ontology annotation, molecular function: protein binding. The transcript has 6 exons.
AUGCUUUCUUUUAAAUAUGGCUUCUUAUAGGUGCAGCUUGUUGGUUUGGAUGAAGAGAGCUCAGAAUUCAUUUGCAGGAACACCUUUGAUCACCCCUACCCUACCACAAAGCUUAUGUGGAUCCCAGACACCAAGGGAGUAUAUCCAGACCUGUUGGCAACCAGUGGUGACUAUCUGCGAGUGUGGAGAGUGGGUGAAACGGAGACCCGGCUGGAGUGUUUGCUGAACAAUAACAAGAACUCUGAUUUCUGUGCUCCACUAACAUCAUUUGACUGGAAUGAAGUGGAUCCUUACCUUCUAGGUACCUCUAGUAUUGACACAACCUGCACUAUUUGGGGUCUGGAGACAGGACAGGUUCUGGGAAGAGUAAAUCUGGUCUCUGGCCACGUGAAGACCCAGCUUAUUGCGCAUGACAAAGAGGUGUAUGACAUAGCAUUUAGCCGUGCAGGUGGUGGCAGAGAUAUGUUCGCUUCAGUUGGUGCAGAUGGCUCGGUGAGGAUGUUCGAUCUCCGUCAUCUGGAACACAGCACCAUAAUUUAUGAGGACCCACAGCACCAUCCAUUGCUGCGUCUCUGCUGGAAUAAGCAGGAUCCCAACUAUCUUGCUACAAUGGCCAUGGAUGGCAUGGAGGUUGUGAUUCUAGAUGUCAGAGUUCCCUGCACUCCUGUUGCCAGGUUAAACAACCACAGAGCCUGUGUAAAUGGAAUUGCUUGGGCACCUCAUUCUUCCUGCCACAUUUGUACAGCAGCGGAUGACCAUCAGGCUCUCAUCUGGGAUAUCCAGCAAAUGCCUCGUGCCAUUGAGGACCCUAUCUUGGCCUAUACAGCAGAGGGAGAAAUCAACAAUGUACAGUGGGCAUCAACUCAGCCAGACUGGAUAGCUAUCUGCUACAACAACUGCCUGGAGAUUUUGAGAGUGUAACAUUACUGCUUCAUGCCACAUUGAGGCAGGGCUGUAUAAUUUCCCCUCCCCUCUAAAGUAAGAACAACACAAGUCAAGUGGCCAGUAUCUGUUGUUGCUUUGCAUCUACUGUUACAAGAAACUUUUACAAGAAUCGAUGGCAGGUGUCUCCUGUCUCUCCAAGACUCUAAAAUGCAGAGACGUGCUGAGCCUCUUGGACGUUCUGGGUUUUGGUUGUUUUUUUUUUUUCCUCAGUUAAAGUGUUCUGUAUUUGUUUGUUGACUGUAUUAAUAA